Messenger RNA from Parasteatoda tepidariorum (common house spider), 908 nucleotides. The record is from RefSeq and is a predicted model, not a curated record. Lineage: Eukaryota; Metazoa; Arthropoda; Arachnida; Araneae; Theridiidae.
AUUAAAAAAAACAUUUCUGCUUGAAACUUGGCGUCAUCUUAAAGUGACGGAUACCGAAACUUAGUCUGUUAUGUUUACAUUCUAAACUUAAUAAGUAAUUUAGUGCUUUUGUGAAAUCCUCAUCUCUUACUUAACGUAAUUAUAAUGUUGUAUUGAUAGCCUGAUAGUAUUUCAAGCUAUUUGAAUAAUAUUUGUUGCUGUGCAUUGUGAUGGAAGUAACCGUGAAAAACAAAUCAAUAAUUCAUUUGAUUGAACGUACAGUGUUGAGUCUUGUACGAGAAUUUAUAUUACACAAAUAAUAUCUGUUGUAAUUUUAGAAAAAAUAUUUUUAGGAGUUUAAUAUUCAGAUCCAAUGGAGAGUACAUCUAGCAAACCAAAAAUGAACGUUCCUAUGAAAUCCAGUAAAAGUAAACAAAAAUAUGUAACUAGGGAUUACAAAGGGAUGUCUAAAGAUGAUUUGAGACAAGAAUUACGGAAAAGAGGAAUUAAAAUAAGUGGGAAGAAAGCAGAUCUGGUAAAGCGAUUAGAAAAAUUUGAUAAAGUGAAGAUGUCUGAAAAUUCAGAUCCUAGUGUAAAAUCGAGGAAGUCUUAUGAAAGUGUUACGUCUAAUGGAGGACUUGAUAGUGUAUUUUCUAUGCAAUAUGAUCCAAGUUCAUUAUCCAGUCAACACAAGCAAUGGAUUGCCGUCAGAGAAGAUCGAAAAAAUUUAGUUUUGUGGAAACAGCCUUUUACUACUCUUCAGUAUUUUAUAAAAGAGUUACUCAUAGAUUUUUAUGAAUAUGGAACCCAAUUUCUCAAACACCAAAAGCUUGUUCUUAUAUGUCUCCUAGCCAUUGCCAUUAGUGUAACAUUCUAUCAUUUUGACGGUCCUCAUCAAAGAGUAAGCAAUUUUAUAUUUUGAUGUGUGC